CUCCCUCUGUUACUCCAGAUAUGGCCCAAACGAGAUUGCAAACUGGGCUUUUAUCGCAAUAAGUCAAGGAGGAGAGGCACUACCCAGCCCAGCCCAGCCCAAGCACUACAGAAAGAACGAUCAGCCCAUGGACUCGGCCUAGCCCGUAUAUCUUAGAAACCCGCCAGAAAAGGUAAAAACAAGCCCGCCGUUUAGUUUCUCUCCACCUGCAAGUCGUUGAUUUGCCGUUUCCGGGCAAAAUUCCCCACGAAAUCCUCCGUUCCUCUCUCUCUAAUCGGCUGUUCUCUCCUCCCUCUUUCAACUACGUGCAAGGAAGAGGAAAAACAGACCCAGCUCAAAGAUUCUCUUUUUACUAGAGGGAAAGAACCAGAGAAUCCAAUCAAACAAACAACCUUCCCCAAUUCUCAAACCCCACAACGGAAAAUCUGAUUUGCAAUCUCCGGAUUUAGCCAUCUAUUUCCGCCAUUGAUAAGGUGUUGCAACCACUAAUUUUCCCCUUGGUUCCUUUGGGUCAUUUGCUUGAUUCUUCUUUUCAAUUUUAAUUCCCUCGAACAAUCUUUUCCUUCUCUUUCUCCUCCCUUCGCCUUCCCCCCCUUCGAAUUUUCCUAGAAAGAGGAGGGAAGGGAAUUUAUUUUCCAGUUUUUUUCUCCGCCACGAUAUCUCUGCCUCUCCUCUACUCGACCCUUGAAUGAAAAUUCGAGCAAGUUUGACUUCCGAGUCCCAAAUCGUUGGUUUGGGACUAAUCUUGCGAUACCCCAUUUGACCAUUUGAGCCCAAUUUCGUUUCUGAUUAGGAGUUUUUCUUCCGAAUCAAAUCGCUACGCUCUGUCUCUGUCGGUCGCCGGAACCCUAGAAUCGGUGAUUUGGGGCCGGCUUGAUUUGUUUCGAAUCGGGUGCUUCAAGAUUAGAGGGAAAUCAGUUCUGAGAAGCUGGAGAUUCGUGGUGGGUUUCUGAAAGUCUCGAUCUUUUGAAUGUUUGGGGAUCAGAAUCCAGAUGCGAAGAUAAAAUCACUUGGAAGCUAGUUUUCGCUUUUGGGGGAAACAUUCAUGGAGACUCGAUCUCCAAGCUUGGCCUUCGUGAUCCUUGGGGUUGCUUUUACCGCCUUCUUUGCGGUCUUUGUUGAGUCGUACCACGUUGUAUCUAACGAUAGCUCUGAAUCACCGCCGCCACCGUCUGAUAGCAAGAAAUCGUCGUCAUCUCCACCGCCGCCGCCACCUAAGUUGAAAGCCGAGAAACAAGCUUAUGAACAGCCACCGCCCCCGCCCCUGGACAGCAAUGGCAAAUCCACCUCCACCUCCUCGUCCUCUGGCAGCGAUGAAAAACAGCACAAGAAACACCACCACCAUCAUCUGCCGCCGCCGCUGCAGAAAAAGCACAAGCGCAAGAAGAUGAACCCCGGGAAGAUGAUCGGAUUGGUUUUCGCUGGAGUUGCAGCUAUCUUGCAAGUAGGUGUUAUUGGGUUCUUGGUUUUCAAGAGAAAGCAGCUAAUCAAAGAUAGAUAUGAACCUUACUCUGUCUCAUAAGGUUUUCUUUUCAUUUUCCUUACCUUUAAAUGAUUAUUUAUAUUUCUUCUUCUUUCAAGUUCAAGUUCUUAUAUCAUCAUUUGAUUCUUUGGAGAGGGCGGGGGCAAUACUACUUGUUGGAAAAUUCUUUUGUUUGAGAUUCUUUGGUGGUGAUGGUGGUGGUGGUUGUGGAUUGAUGAUCAAUGUUAGCAGAGUUUGUGAGGAGGAAGGGAAGGUUUGUCUAUAUGGGUCCAAUGAGGUUUGUCUAUGUAAAAAAAAAAAAGAGCAAAAUUGGGGUAAUAGGUGACUGGCAUUUUCCCUUCAUUUGAUUGUUACUUUAACUGAAUUUUCUUCCCUUGAUCUUGUUUGAUCGUUACACAAGCCUAUAAUGCAAAGUGGAGUUAACUCUCUGUCUUCCUUGUAUUAUAUCGGUUAAUCUUGAUUCUAUUAUGUCUUAGGAAAUGAAUGAAGGGAAUGUGAAGGAUUGGUCAUUGAUAGUGCCUCCUUUGUUAAGCUUUACAUUUCUGCUACUGCUAGUAUCAUUAAUUGGUUGCAGAUGUUCAUGUUUCUGUUUUGAUAUUUCGGAGGUAGUGCAAUGUUGAAUUCAAGCUCGCAGAACAGUCUCUUUUUCAUCACAUGGAGAGUGUUGGCUGUUUCUCUUGUUCGAUGUUGCUUGCUAGUUCUGGAUAGUGUAGAUAGCUUAUUAGCCAGCUUUGGCUGGAAAUGGUUAUAUUUAUCCGUUAUCACGAGUUGCAGUCUUCCUAGGCAAACAAGUUUGUCGAUAGGUUCGUAAUGGUGCUUGCAAUUUUCAGUUUCAGUGUGGGGAAUCUCCAAACCUCUUUGGAUGUCUUCUAAAGUGCUCAUCUAUAUUGGAACCUUUGUUCAUAAGUAGGUACCGCUCAUCUGUAUUCUGAUACGGUGCGAGCUUGCUUUUUGAAUCUGAAGCAGCAUAACCUUUUAUCUAUCAUGUCUGUGAGUCUGUUGCUGAUGCAUUUGCAGUAGUUAAAUUGUAGGUAGUUUUAUAGUCUGUUCCUCUUGGUCAUCAUCUCUGUCAAUUCGUGCUAUAUAGGCUAAUCCUACGUCAUGCGCCAUGAAAAGGGGUACGCAUUUUUAGCUCUAGACUCUUGCUUGUAAUUUAACCGUGGGCAAAUAUCUUGAAGUAAAACAAGUUGAGCAAGCUGGUUGCAUUGCAUCAAAACUUCGGUGGGGUAGGCUAUGAUUGUUCAUAAGGUUGGAGGCUGCAUCUUGCUCAGUUCAGAAGGCCACUUGGCAUAGAAGUAGAAAAUGCAUGCUAGUUUUUCCUUUCUAAAGUCAUGUAAAAGUUUGCCUGGACAAACCAGGUCAUUAGCUCGGGUCAAUUUAGGUUGUGGGUAUUGCAGUUUAUUUUGAGUUACAGGUCAUUGUGCCUUAGGUCAAUUUGGAGUAAUAGUGUUUGAUCUAACCCCUGAUAGUGUGGGCUAGACAAGUUAAUAGGGGUUCAUUCCGGUUAGGUUGGUUCGAUUUGGGGGGUUCAGCUAGAUGUGGCUGCAGGUCAAUAAAACUCAUGUCACUUGGGGUUACUGGUUGAAUUCAUAAGGUUUGAUCUACUGGUAGAGUCAGUGUGGGUUUAUCCGAACUGGACCAGCCAGGGAAGGGGAUCAUAAAUAAGCCACACCUCUUAUGUAAGAAGUCCUGGUGGUUGACAUGACAAACUUGUGCAGAAAAAGUCCAGCUAAACGGAGUGGAUAGGUCCAGAAAUUGUGAUUUGUGCCAAUUUGGGGAAUGCGUUAUUUGUUGACUAGCAACAGUAAGAAGCAAACAUAAUUUGGUGUCAUCAUUUGUCGUGUUCUUUGUAAAUCUAUGGGAUUGGAUGAGCUGAGGUGGAUUUUUGGAUUCUUUGUGGUUCCUUGCUGUGUUUGACAUGGGUGUUUGUGGAAUCUCAAUAUGAGCUUGAUCGCCAUAUAAUUCCUUUAACAAGGAUGUAAUAUUAAUAAUAGUUAUCUGGUGAA
Molecule: messenger RNA, 3489 nt
Organism: Linum trigynum
Lineage: Eukaryota; Viridiplantae; Streptophyta; Magnoliopsida; Malpighiales; Linaceae
Source: the annotation of a GenBank genome assembly